Messenger RNA from Opisthorchis viverrini, 3703 nucleotides. RefSeq lists its product as hypothetical. Gene Ontology annotation, molecular function: nucleic acid binding; aspartic-type endopeptidase activity. NCBI's taxonomy places the organism in Eukaryota, Metazoa, Platyhelminthes, Trematoda, Opisthorchiida, Opisthorchiidae. The transcript is spliced from 12 exons. Bases 1 to 3138 code for a protein of 1045 amino acids. The record is from RefSeq and is a predicted model, not a curated record. Gene Ontology annotation, biological process: intracellular signal transduction; proteolysis; DNA integration.
AUGGAUAACCUGACCCACAAGCGUUUCUUAGUCGAUACUGGUGCUGAAGUCAGCGUCUUACCGUCUUCAUCUAAGGAACGUCACUCAACCACGGCUCUUACACUUCGUGCGGCAAACGGGUCUCGAAUCCUCACUUAUGGCCAUCGUUCCAUGACGCUUAACCUAGGUCUUAGACGCACGUUUCGUUGGGUAUUUUUAAUAGCCGAUGUACAAACUGCUAUCCUAGGGGCUGAUUUUCUCACACACUUUGGGCUUCUAGUAGACGUGAAAGGUCGCAGACUGGUGGACCAAGCAACCAAUUUGAGCAUCGCUGGAAUCCAGUGCUGUUCAACGCCUCCUGCAAUCAAGGUCCUCACCCCCGAUUUAGCUGACCCAUAUGCUGACCUGAUCAAGGAAUACAAAGACUUAUUCCAACCUUCAGCUUUUCCAACGCAACUGCAUCACGAGGUCACACACAAGAUUCUCACCACCGGAAACCCUGUGUCAUCGCGUCCUCGUCGUUUAGCACCAGAUAAGCUGGCUACAGCCAAACGUGAGUUUGAGCACAUGCUCGAGUUGGGCAUUAUACGUCCAUCUAGUUCUUCUUGGGCAUCACCACUUCACAUGGUAGAGAAGAAGACCAGUGGCGAUUGGCGACCUUGUGGAGACUAUCGGGCGCUUAACAAGGCCACCGUUCCAGACAGGUAUCCUGUACCCCACAUACAUGAUUUCGCUUCGACCCUGGACCAGAAAACUGUUUUCUCGAAACUCGACCUUGUCCGUGCUUAUAACCAGAUACAAGUAGCCACUGACGAUAUACCGAAAACGGCAAUUACCACUCUUUUCGGCUUAUUCGAAUUCCUCCGCAUGCCCUUUGGUUUACGCAAUGCUGCCCAGACCUCCCAACGUUUCAUUGACCAAGGCUUACGCUUUACGGAGUUUCCCUUAUCUGAACUGGCUGUACAUCAAAAGAGGGAUACCGAACUUGUGCAGUCGUCUUUUCCAUCGCUAAAGUUACAACAACUUCCUAUACCCAAUUCAACCGAAAGUGUCACGUGCGACGUCUCCACAGGUUCUCCCAGACCAUUUAUACCUGCUUCGCUCCGUUGGGUGAUUUUCAAUCAGUUACAUAAUUUGUCGCAUCCAGGUAUCCGAGCUACUCGGAAGCUUAUCAGCGAUAGGUGGGCUCGUGAAUGUAUUGCGUGUCAAAAGAGCAAAGUCCAUCGACAUACUGUUACUCCUCUCGGUCAUUUUUCCAGUCCUGAUAGUCGGUUCAGCCAUGUUCACAUAGACCUUGUUGGCCCGUGGCCUCCGUCACACAAUUUUUCGUAUGUUUUCACAUGCAUUGAUCGUUUUACACGCUGGCCUAUCGCCGUGCCGAUCAAAGACACACACUCCGAAACCGUGGCUCACGCUUUUCUCGAGUCAUGGAUUGCCCAUUACGGAGUACCAACAACAAUCACUACGGACCGCGGCCCACAGUUCCAGUCUUCGCUCUUUCGAGACCUUAGCCGUCUCCUUGGCUCGACGCACAUCCACACUACCGCUUACCACCCGUGUGCCAACGGUUUAGUCGAGCGUUUCCAUCGGCAGCUGAAGGCAGCAUUGAUUGCUCACGGUAAUCCUCAAAAUUGGACAGAGCAUCUCCCGCUCGUACUUUUGGGGAUCCGAUCUGCAGUGAAAGAAGAUUUAGGCUGUUCGACCGCCGAAAUGGUUUACGGCAGCCCUCUCCGACUCCCUGGCGAGUUUGUUGCUGAGCAAAAGGAAGCAUUUGUCGAGGCUGAAAACAAUGAAGAAGUCCAGGGUGCUAAUUUUCGCAACUUUUUUCCUCUUGACAGCACUUGGUCCAUGUCUGGCGGUAGUCGGUGGUUAUAUUCCGAUGAUCAGUUAGCACCUGAUGUGGGUGUCCAGUUCGAACUGCGUUACGUUGGUUCCAUACCCGUGCUAGUAUCUAUCAAGUCGGUAGACUUGGAGACCCGAACAAAGAUUGCGCACGCGGCGAUCAAUAGAGUGUGUGAAGAUGUCGGACUCAAGCUGUCCUCUACUCGCCUGUCGGACAAACUGAUGUCAUCCUAUUUGGGGACAGACUCGAACAAGCAAUGGGCGAUGACCUCGGUCUGCCUGACCAUCACUUCGCAACAUCUGACGGUCGAGUCUUUGAGACAACCCAAGCAGAUACGUUCGGCUUUAUUUAUCGUAUCUUUGUAUUCCAUAUUUCUCGGUGUUCCCUGGCAGCAACUGUUCCGACACAACUUGUCAAUGGUCUCGUUCGCUUCCGCCGGAGAUAGCAACUCGCUUGACCUGUUUUGUUAUGUGGCGAAGGAUGUGGCAGGCGAACGUCUCUGCCACACAUUCGAUUGUCCCGGUGGAAUCGCACAGGAAGUGAUCACCACACUUGGGCAGGCAUUUCAGCUGGGAUUUCAGGACUUCCAGCGGACCAAAUCCGGCGAUAAGGCUGUUCCCACAUUGACCAACCCAUCCGUUCCGCUUGAUUCAAACAAUGUCUCAUCCCUCAUAACCUUCGGGACUGCUCCCACCGAUCCCUUCCAGUCACGUGCUCCGGAUUACCGUCCCUCUCCAAAGCGACCCAACCCUUCUGAUGCGCCCGCGGUCGGUCUCGCGUUCGACAACUUUGCCAAUUUCGAUGACAACACAUGGCUGCUUGAUGAACCGCUACUCACCACCACGGUGGACGAUACCGCGCAGAUGCCGACUGCCCCACCUCCACCGAGUCGCGCCAGAGUGCCCAUCCCAUCCUCUGAUUCGAAUCCGUUUGUCGCAACCGAAUCGUCAGUCCAGGAUGUACACCCGGAGGAAAACCCUGCUUCGCAUGGAUUGGAACCCGUCGGUGAGCCCUGGUACGUGGGUACGAUGUCGCGCAAGGAAGCCGAGCGAUUACUUCGAUACGAGGGGGACUUCCUAGUGCGUGCCAGUGCCCAACACCCGGGACAAUUUGUGCUAAGUGGCUUACAGGAUAACAAAUGUCGACAUCUAUUAUUGGCUGACCCUAAAGGUCAGGUAAGGACAAAGGAGCGCGUGUUUGGCAGUAUCCAACAUCUGAUCGACUACCACGUUCAGAACGGUGUGCCGAUUCGUUCGGGGGACAGCGAAAUCCGCCUAAUCUUUCCGGUAUCCGCACAAAACCUUUUCGAAUUCUAGCACCGACCUCAUGGCCUCUCCCUCCUCCUGUGUAGUACAUCUUCAACUCUGCAAUGACCUGGGUAAGACGACUUUUGUCGGCUUCGCCAGGUAUCUUUGUUCACCAGCAGUAUCCAAAUGGCUAACGGUAAUUUGUGUACAACGAAUAUUCAUUCUGCCGCCGGUACUCCCGCCAUCCCCGUAUUCAUCACAUUCCACACCAAUCAGGGCAACUUCUCAUUCCGCGAUGUCUUUGGUGCUUUCAUCAUUCCAUCGCUUUCCGCAUGCCAUCUUACUUGCUUUUUUCCAAUUGCCUCUCAUUGAACACCAUAUUGUGCGUGUACUUCGCCAUCCAGCCUGAUCAGCUUCAUUAGACCCCCGUCGCCAACAUUUUUAUUCGUAUUUCGUUCACUUGACUUCUUCUGUCACUAAUUGUAUAAUCUCAUUCACUUCAUUGAUCACUUGCAGUUUCGUAAACCUGACAUAUUCCUCUUCCUAGUUGUUUACUAACUUAAAAAUACUUGAUGCCACGCCGCCUCCACGAUCCCCACUACCGGCUGGUUGGUCCUUUUUAAAGCAGGAGUUC